UCAAUUUUGAAAAACAAAAUAAAUGUAUGAAGAGGAAAUUCGGCAAAAAAUUGUAAACACGUGUGUUUAGUUCUGAAAAAUAUUUCAUUUUUACAAGGAAUGGGUAAGGAGAAGGAAGAAAUUAAUUACAAAAGAAGUCCUGAGGAAAGAAAAGAUUGGAAGAAAAUACAUGAGGAAAGAAAGGCACAAAAAAGAAAAUGGAAAGAAGAGAAGUUAUUGAAAAAGAUGGAAAAGGAGGCAAAGAGACAGAAGGAGGAGCAAGAGGAGAUAACUGAGGAAAGUCCUAAACAGGGACGGCAGUACACAGUGUCUAUAGCCUUACCGGGCUCUAUACUGGAUAACGCACAGUCGCCAGAGUUACGGACUUACCUAGCAGGACAGAUAGCUAGAGCAGCAGUGAUUUUCAACAUUGAUGAGAUAAUCAUAUUUGAUGAGAUUUUCUCCAAAGACUCCACCAUUGAAGGAGAAUUCAAGGGUGUUGGAAAGAAAGGUCAGGCCAAUGUCCAGAUGGCUCGGAUCCUUCAGUACCUAGAAUGUCCCCAGUACCUCCGGAAAUCCUUCUUCCCUCACCACAAGGACCUGCAGUAUGCCGGGAUACUGAAUCCACUGGACAGUCCUCAUCAUAUGAGAGGGGAGGACGAAUCACCCUACAGGGAGGGGGUGGUCACCAACAAACUGGUCAAAGCUGGGAGAGGCUCACUGGUGAAUUGUGGGAUUGGAAAGCAAGACGUACAAAUUGAUAAACUUUUGACUCCAGGAAUUCGAGUCACAGUCAAAAUUAACCAGUAUGACCCCUCAAGGAGGAUGCUAAAGGGUCGUGUUGUGUCGCCGGCCGCCCCCAGAGAGGAGGGGGGUCUGUACUGGGGCUAUUCUAUCCGACUGGCCAAGAGUUUAGGUGCUGUGUUCACUGAAUGUCCCUAUAAAGAGGGUUAUGACUUAGCGAUCGGGACCUCAGAAAAGGGAGAUAAUGUAGACAGUGUGGAGAUGGACACCUCAAAUUUUCGUCACGCUCUGAUUGUGUUUGGUGGUGUACAGGGACUAGAGGCCAGUCUGGAAUCGGACGAAGCUUUGGACAUUGAGGAUCCUAGCCUCCUGUUUCAGUAUUACUUGAACACUUGUCCCAACCAAGGUAGUCGGACCAUCCGUACAGAAGAAGCCAUUCUUAUCAGUCUUGCCUCCAUUAGGCCUAAAUUACAGGGAAUAGGAAAAACAUGAAUAGCUGCGAUUGUAUUGUUGGUUAUAACUGUCUUAUGGAAAAUGAUGUAAUGGCAGUAGAAGGUUUUGAUUGCUAUUGCUCUAAUGUUUAACAAAAAUUGAGAUAGAAAUAUAGUGUUCAGUAUUGAAAAUCUUGUCUUCAAAUGUUAUUUAACAUGCACAUUGGCCACUGUCACUCUAUCUCUUUUUGUUGCAUAUAAUAAUUGCAACAAUUAAAACAUUAUUCAUGCAUUUGGUUUUUUUUUUUCACUCAAUCAUAUUCAAGUAUUUUUAGUUCAUAUUGAAGAAAUAUCUUUAAUGUCAUUAAGGUGGUAUAUGGGACACCUGUCAACAUUAAUGUGGGUGAAAGUACAUAAUAAUAAAAAUCCUUUCACCGGUUUAGAAUUUACAAUUUUUACAAUAUUAUAUAAAUGUAUGACAAAAAUGUUUCAAAAAUGUUUGAAAAGGUAAAAAUUUUAAAAGGUCCAGCGAGAUUCAAACUCGUGACUUACAAAUUUGUAACUAAUGGCCUAACCAAUUGAGCUACGCUUUUAGAUAACAUUUUUUGGUUAGAAAACAUCAAUAAAAUUAUACUUUAUUUUAUUGCUUAUUUUGAUCGGAAGUGUCACAAUAUGGAGGUGUCCCAUACCACCCUACUAAUGAAUUAUUAAAUGUUUUCAAAAACUUGGAGAAAUUUAUCUUAUGAUUUAACCUAAGGUAUUCAGUACUUUUUAAAAACAUUAUGGAGAAAGUUGAUUCACUAGAUAAAUCCUAAGGAUAAUGUAUCUGCAUAAUUAGUUAAAACCUUUGUUUCUUCAAAAAAUGGUGUAUGCCACUUGAAAAAGCAGCAAUUAAUUCUAGUACAAAUUGUAUACGCCUCCAGAACAAUGUUUUUUUUUUUACACAGAAAAGGCACAUGAAAUUUGAUUUCUUUUGUUUAUUAUAUUUAAAUGUUAUCAAAAAUUUGUAAAUGUAUAAUAAAGCAACAACUUUUUUCAACACAAAAAUAACAGAAAAAAUCUUACACAAGCCGUCAGUCAAUCAGCGACCGAUCUUCACUCUGUUUCAACACGCACGCAUGCAUUCAGGCUAUGAGAUCAAAAUAUGGUGCCCACCCAUCCCCUCCAAACAAAAAAGAGUUCCAUGAAUAAUAUAUAGUUAAAGACUCAUUACAUGAAGUAAGAUUUUGAUUCUUGUUUUCUUAUGUUUUCUGAGCAAUUUGUACUGAAAAAGAAAUACUUUAACUACAAAACAUCAACUCAACAGCAAUUAUUAAAUGAAAAAAAACUGUGCUUGGUUUGAAGUCAAAUAUACAAAACUUUGGUACAGUUUUAUAUAGCUUAAUCAUUAAGGAAAACUUCAGCAGACAGUUAUAUACAUGUAGAUCAUUGAGCUUUUAAAAAAAUGUGGAAUCAACUUAAAAAUUUUAAUUUGGUAUAAAAGUAUACGUAUACAUGGUAUAUGAAAAAUGUUUAUAUCAAGAAAUCAAGCUGUUAAAAUGGGGGGAAAUUAAAGACGGUAGAAACUUUUAGACAGAAAUGGAAAUUCCAUUAGCAAGUUUAAAUUAUAUAAUAAACAAAUAUUUGAUAUCUAGAUUAACUACUUAUAUUUUGAUGACAAGCACUUGUAUGAGAACUUGCAUAGAAGUUCUGAAGAAAAAGAUUCAAUGAAAUAUGGUAUUUGGCACUUUUCUAUUGCAUCUCGCACAGCAAUAUCUCCUGAAAAUCAUUGGACAUGGUAAAAUGAUGUAUAGAAUGGAAGACCCACCAAGAGACCUUAAUCUUAUGUACUGGUAUGGUUACACAAUUUCCCUCCGUUCAUGUCAUCUCUCUUUUCUCUUUUAACACAAGCACCACACAUUUGAAUUGACCAGAAAUAUCAAAUGAACACAUUUCUAGAUUUAAACAGAGGCAAUCAGAAUUCUGAGAGAUGUGGAGUUACAGAAUCUCUAAAUGUGGAGUUACAGAAUCUCUAAAGCACUUUAUGAGAAACAUAUUCCACUUGUAUUAACAAAGAUACCAAAAAAUGGAGUCACUUUUAAAAGUCCUGUGACCACUUUUGAAAUUUAAAAAAAAAAACUUUUUCUAAGUUGUAUAAAGAUUCCUUCUAUUUGAUGGUAAAUAAAAUAGUUUUUAAAAAAUUUAUAGACAUGCUUUUGAUUAUUAUUGAUUAUCAAGUCUUUUCAAAUUAGUGUCACAAAUAUUCAUGCAGUUCCUUAUGUCACAUGAAAGGAUAAAUAUUUUUUUUCCAACCCUAAGUGAAAUUAAUUUGAAAUCUAAUUCUAACUACUUUUAACUUUUACAUAACAUGCUUACUGUUUUAUAAAAAUUGACUGCAUCAACUGCUGGAGACAGGAUCGGAAAGUUAAUAAAGCCUAUUAUGCCACAAAUCUUGAACAACUGAUACAUGUAGAUAUAUUGUUUAGUUACAGCUUGUUUAAAAUUUGAGAAUAUAUAAAUGUUAUGUGUUUUAAUCACCAGUUUUAGGAAAUAAACCAAAAAAAAACA
This is a messenger RNA of Magallana angulata, 3701 nucleotides long. Its product is annotated as putative methyltransferase C9orf114 homolog. The record is from RefSeq and is a predicted model, not a curated record. Bases 100 to 1215 code for a protein of 371 amino acids. The transcript has 4 exons. Lineage: Eukaryota; Metazoa; Mollusca; Bivalvia; Ostreida; Ostreidae.